Molecule: messenger RNA, 1377 nt
Organism: Alternaria ventricosa
Lineage: Eukaryota; Fungi; Ascomycota; Dothideomycetes; Pleosporales; Pleosporaceae
Gene: GET3
Product: Golgi to ER traffic- protein
Exons: 3
Coding region: 1-1377 (458 amino acids)
Biological process (GO): post-translational protein targeting to endoplasmic reticulum membrane
Cellular component (GO): GET complex
Molecular function (GO): ATP hydrolysis activity; ATP binding
Source: RefSeq, a predicted model, not a curated record
AUGGAGCAAGAGGCGAACGCGGAGAGUUUACCGGUGAAUGACACUGCUACAGAAGUAGUCCCGGGUUACUCUCACAGCUGUCGGGCUAUGCCACUCGGACACGACAACGGCGACGUCGUGGCGCUUGUUCCAGGCCAACCGUUAUCGUGCAUCAUCGCAGCUGGCAACACGUCGCCAUUCUUCUCUACAGGGUCUCUAGAGACGCAGAUCGAGUAUCCUAUCGAAGAAGCGCAGAUGGACACCGACGGUACCCCAAAAGACGUUGAAUACGAUCUAGAAUGGGUGGUAGAGCGUGAAUCAGGACGACGGUAUGAGCAUUUAGCAGCGCCGAUAAUCGACGCGGAAGGACUAGAGGACAUGACCUCGACCGCGCUCAUCGACGCCGACAUGGCGCCCACGCUCCAGUCCAUCCUCGACCAGAAGACGCUGCGGUGGAUAUUCGUUGGCGGCAAGGGUGGUGUAGGAAAGACGACAACCUCCUGCUCCCUCGCCAUCCAGCUCGCAAAGCACCGCAAGUCGGUCCUCCUCAUCUCGACCGACCCCGCCCACAACCUCUCGGAUGCCUUCAACCAGAAGUUCGGAAAGGACGCGCGCCUCGUCAACGGCUUCGAUAACCUCAGCGCCAUGGAAAUCGACCCCAACGGCAGUAUACAAGACUUGCUGGCGAGCGGAGCGGAGGAGGGCCAAGACCCCAUGGCGGGCCUCGGCGGUAUGGGCAGCAUGAUGCAAGAUCUGGCCUUUAGCAUUCCCGGUGUGGACGAAGCCAUGUCGUUCGCCGAAGUGCUCAAGCAAGUCAAGUCCAUGUCCUACGAAGUCAUCAUCUUCGACACGGCGCCCACGGGCCACACGCUACGCUUCCUUCAAUUUCCCACCGUUAUGGAGAAGGCCCUCUCCAAAGUUUCGCAGCUCUCGCGCCAAUUCGGGCCCAUGCUCAACUCUUUCCUUGGUGCGUCUGGCAGACUACCCAACGGACAAAAUAUGGACGAGCUGGUUGAGAAGAUGGAGAACCUGCGCGAGACAAUCGGAGAAGUCAAUGGCCAGUUCAAGGACGCCGACCUCACCACCUUUGUGUGUGUCUGCAUUCCCGAGUUCCUGAGUCUGUACGAGACGGAAAGGAUGAUCCAGGAACUCAACAGCUACGAAAUCGACACGCACUCCAUUGUCGUCAACCAGCUGCUCUUCCCCAAGGAGGAUAACCCCUGCGAGCAGUGCAAUGCGCGACGGAAGAUGCAGAAGAAGUACCUCGAUCAGAUUGAAGAGCUCUACGACGAGUUCAACGUGGUCAAGAUGCCGCUGCUGGUUGAGGAGGUGCGCGGCAAGGAGAAGCUCGAGAAAUUCAGUGAAAUGCUCGUCAAACCCUUCGUCCCACCGCAGUAG